AUGGGUAUCCCGGCUGCGUUCCGAUGGCUUUCGAACAAGUACCCGAAGAUCAUAUCUCCAGUUGUUGAGCAGCAGCCUCAAACUAUGGAAGAUGGUACUAUCAUCCCCGUGGACACAUCUGGCCCAAAUCCAAAUGGAGAAGAGUUCGAUAAUCUCUACCUCGACAUGAACGGCAUUGUCCACCCAUGUUCCCAUCCCGAAGACCGUCCUGCGCCAAAAGAUGAGGAGGAGAUGAUGCUCGAGAUCUUCAGAUACACUGACCGUGUUGUCAAUAUGGUCCGGCCUCGGAAGUUGUUGAUGAUUGCUGUUGAUGGUGUCGCUCCUCGCGCCAAAAUGAAUCAACAACGCUCUCGGCGAUUCCGAUCUGCUCAGGAGGCGCAAGAAAAAGAAGAGGACAAGAAGGAACUGCUGAAGUUGCUCAAACAGCAGAAUGGAGGUGUUCUUCCCACCGAAACGCUUGAAACCGCCGCCAAGAAGGCUUUUGACUCCAACUCUAUCACUCCAGGAACGCCGUUUAUGGACAUCUUAGCCGCCAGUCUACGUUACUGGCAUGUGAUUUACGGCCUGGACGCAGAUCUCAUCAUGCUCAGCCUGGCUACGCACGAGCCAUAUUUCCGUGUCCUGCGUGAGGACGUCUUCUUUCAGGACAGCAAGGCGAGGACAUGCAGGCUUUGUGGGCAGAAGGGACACGAAGCAAGUGCUUGCAAAGGUGAAGUCAAAGAAAAGGAUGGUGAGUUCGACGAAAAGGACAAAGAGCACCCGUUAAAGCCAUUCAUUUGGCUCCACGUGUCUGUUCUCCGGGAGUACCUUGCUGUGGAGCUCGACGUUCCUGGUUUGCCUUUCCGAUGGGACCUGGAAAGAGCCAUAGAUGACUGGAUUUUCCUCUGCUGUUUCGUAGGCAACGAUUUCCUCCCACAUCUUCCUGCCCUUGAAAUCCGUGAAAACGGCAUCAACACACUCACUGGCCUAUGGAAGGACAAUCUUCAAUACAUGAAUGGCUACGUUACUAAGGAUGGCCACGUUGACCUUGAACGGGCACAAUACAUCAUGAGUGGCCUUGCAAAGCAAGAAGAUGGUAUAUUCAGACGCAGAAAGCAGCAAGAAGACCGGAGAGAAGAAAACGCCAAGAGGCGCAGGCUCCAAGAAAAAAAUGGGCGAGGCAAUCCCAGAAAUUCUGACAAGCCAGGAGGAGAUCGCCGCUUUGCCGAAAGCACAGCAGGGCUGCAUCUUCACCCCAUCGCAAACUUCCCCCAAAAGCCCACUCCGUCUGUCACAUAUGACAUGGUAGUCAAUCGCAGUGCAGUUCAGGAAGCAAAUGUGGCAAACAAAAGUGCCGCCGCUGUUCUGCGGGAUCGGAUUCUCGCAGCUCAAGGAGAAAGCAAGAGCGAGACUCCGUCCACAGAAACGGACAGUCCUACUGCGAAUGACAAGGUCGAAGCUGGCACUGCGACAACAGCAGAGGGAUCCUCGCUUGCUGCGCUGGGUAAGCGGAAGGCCGCUCUCAUGGAGGCAGAAGGUGGCGGUGAGAGCACGCCUGCGAGCGGCGCCAGCACGCCCAAAGCCGUCGCCUCGGAAGAGGGUCCGGUCGACACUGUACGGAUGUGGGACGAAGGAUAUGCCAACCGGUACUACGAACAAAAGUUUCACGUGGACCCCAGGGACGUGGAGUUUCGUCAUGGUGUUGCACGUUCCUACGUGGAAGGGCUGGCCUGGGUUCUCUUGUACUAUUUUCAGGGAUGUCCGUCCUGGGAAUGGUACUACCCAUACCAUUAUGCACCUUUUGCGGCCGACUUUGUCGAUCUCGGAAAGAUGGAUUUAGUAUUCCAAAAGGGCCGUAUUUCCAGGCCAUUUGAACAACUCAUGAGCGUGCUUCCGGCAGCAUCGCGACAUGCUAUCCCCGAAAUUUUCCAUGACCUCAUGACAAAUGAAGACAGUGAAAUCAUCGAUUUCUAUCCAGUCGACUUUGAUAUUGAUUUAAAUGGGAAGAAGUUUGCAUGGCAGGGAGUGGCCUUGCUUCCAUUCAUCGAUAUGAAGCGCCUACUAGCGGCCGUGGAAAAGAAAUAUCCACUUCUGAGUCCAGAAGAUCAGGUUCGCAACGGGGUCGGGAAGGUUGUCAUGCUGCUGUCAGAUGCCAAUACGGAGCUCUAUGACGAGAUCACUGGUCACUUCUACUCCAAACGACAGGGGACGACCAAUUUCAAGCUGAACCCCCGUAUCAGUGCUGGCCUCGCGGGCAUGGUGGAGAAGAUGGAGGACUAUAUCCCACAUGGUUCCCUGGUCUAUCCCCUGGACCGGAGCGCAUUUCCCGAUAUUGAGUACGAUCGGUCACUCACUGUCAUCUACGAUUUUCCCGCGACCUCUCACAGCCAUAAGUCGAUGCUGCUGCGUGGUGCCAAACUCCCCAGCCCAGUGCUCACUCGUAACGACAAGGAGACAUUAAUGGGGAAAACGACACGGAACGGACACAGCUUUGGAGGAAUUCAAGGGAACAACAACAAUAACAACUACAACGGUCGACCUCGCUUCAACGGUGGGGGCAGAGGUCAGCAAUCCUCCUAUGCUCCAUCUGGGCCACAUUCGCAUCAUGGUGGACGACCGGAUCGGUCAUCAUACCCACAGAACAAUCAAGCCGGACGGGGCUUCUACCCGCCACCAGCUACGUCGGGCUGGAUACCGCCACCCCCAGGAUACCCAGGGUUUGGGACAGGCCAACCGCCUCCGCCUCCGCCACCAAGCUAUGGCGGUGACGGUGGUCGACAAUAUAACGGCGGUGGGCACUACAAUGGUGGCGGGCAGUACAGCGGCGGCGGGAACAAUGGGUGGACCCAAGGCUACAAUGGAAAUUACGGGCCACCUCCACCACCGGGAAAUUAUGGUCAUCCAGCACGGCAGCCACCAGCGUAUGGUGGUCAAGACUACCGGCCGGCUGACAAUCAAUCUCAAGGCUAUCGUGACACGAGGAGAUACCGAGCCAACGGUCUGGACGAAAACGCUUCCAACAACGUUAACAUUGCCACGCGUGAGCUAAAGCACAACUUAUCCCGUCCAACGUCCCGCCGACGACAGCGCGUUCCGGGUCGACAGUUGAUCAGGACCGGAACUCACGGCGAUAGUCUUCAGCACGACCAAAUCGUGACCAUCACGCGAACGACCCUCGUCCAAGUCAGCUCCACAUCUCUCGUCAUUGUUCUCGAUGCCCUCCUGUCGCUCCUCGAAGAUCUGGCCCGCCCGUACACCAAGAACGUGUCGACACAUCCGUCCCAUGUUCUGCUGUCCGAGCUGUUCGUGCUGGCAUUGCUCUCCGACUGCUGUUCCAGUCAUUGGGAUACCGUGUCUAGAGCCCGGUCGACCGCAGAACAGGGCCUUAUCCGGUGCCGACGACGGGCAUUGCAUCCGCCUUCUGUUGCUAUCGACAGCUCCCUCAUCCGCCGAGUGUUCGAGGCCAUCCGGAUCUUCAUGCCCCCCUUGCCCGAGGGCUAUAUCCUCCUGCCGAAAUCAAUACUCGACGAAGUCGAGUCCCAACCUUCCCAUGCCGCCGGCCUCUGGGGAGAAUCUUUAAAAGCACCACUCUCAGCACGAUCCGAAGAGUCCUUUAACGCCCCACAUGUGCUAGACUCUCGCGUCUUGGAGAUUGAGAGCCAUGUCAAAAACAUUGUCGAAUACAUGACAGCUUCCAGCUGGCAGCUGUCCUUUGAGUACUACAAAUCUUCAAUCUACAAGAUCCGAUCGACCGCUCCAACCCAGCCAAUGCCACCCUCGAGCCCGAUUUCUACUGACGACGAGAGAGCAGCGCUCGUCCACAUUCGCAUAGUCUCCUUCUUUUGGUUGGACCGCCACGGGCUUAGCCAAGUCAUCCAAGAGACCUGCUCGAGCUUUCUUCACUUCCGCAAGCCGUUCCAGAACGCCCUCGCCAUAUCUGUACCUCUUCUUAUCACCAGAUGGAUUUCUCGGUUCCCCCAAGAAUUCGUCCAAUUGCAUUCCUCGCAUUUUCGCCUUGAUGGAGGCCCUGAGAUCUUGUUCGAUAUGACGGCAACUGUGACGGACAAUGGACGGAGGAAGGGCCAGUUAUACCCCUUGCAAACAGCCCUACUCUUUCUUAUUCCAGACGUGUUCGAGGUUGCAAGCAACAUGCGAGAGGCCAGGAGCGGUGGUGUCUUAAAAAAGGCCGCCUUCUUGGAGAGUUUACGCAAGUUAUUGCGGAACAGAAAUGAACAGGCUAUUUACUGUCACGUGGCUCUCCUUUACGUCGCCCGGCACUUUGAGGCAGAGGGUGACUCUGCCCUCAUGAGCUAUGCAAUGGACGUACAAAAUGAAGUCCGGGAUGCCAUCUUCCGCAGACUUCCAACCGGACCCGACAUGGCUCUUUAUGACCAAGAGUUUUUGACAGCCGCCUUUGUCAGUCUGACACACAUCAACUUUGAAAUGUGCGUUGAUUCUCUUGCUGAGAGCUGUCUUGCAGCAUCCGCACCGCACAACUUCAAAGUUGCCGUGAUCCAGGCUUGCUCGCACUUUGCCAAGCUCGAGAAUAUAACGAGAUAUGAUCCACUGUUCACGGCAGCUUCAGCCUUUGUGCAGGUUCAAAUGAGGCCUGGAGAUGGCCAAACGGACGCUGGAACAAGUGACCUGAAGUCGCACAUGUUUCACACAUACUUCAAUCGGUUUCUCUCUUUGCUGAACCUGGAACAGUCUGAAUCGAGUCGAGCAGAAUACGGAGGCGGCAGUAUCCGGGAUGAGACAACAUCUUCGUCGGAGCUUGCUAUCACCAUCCUCUCCAAUCUUCUAAGCUCCAAUCUCGACGUUGGGCUGAAGCGCUCUCUCAGCAUUGGAUACCAUGAGAAUGUAGAAAUCCGGACUGCCUUUGUCCGAGUUUUGUGCAACAUUCUCAUGCAAGGUACAGAGUUCAGCAAUCUCUCUGACACGGCAGUCAACGACAAAUACGACGAUUUGAUGGAACUUCUCACGAACGACACCACUCUAGCCAUGGCAAUGUCUGCUGAAUGUCCCGGUUCUGAGGUAGAUGAGCUGACGGUUUCGCUCCUCAAUGUGUUUGAGGGCCGCGGCCUAGGCUUUGUACUUCUCGAAGCACUCAUCAAAUUGGAAGUGGACGAGACCGAGAACGAGUCUGAGCUUCUUCGACGAACCUGCGUUGCCACAAAGAUGCUUUCGGUUUACGCCAAGUGGAAGGGUGGACCCUAUCUCAGAGCGACAUUGCAGAAGGUUGUCGAACGACUGAUGCUGACAGCUGAUGACCUUGACUUUGAACUCGAUCCUGCUCGUGUCAAAUCCCAGGAUGAGCUUCAGAAAAAUGCGGUCCAACUUCAGAUUGUGGCCAAAGUAUUUAUCGAUGACAUUUGUAUAUCAGCAGCCAGAAUUCCGACAGAGUUUCGCAGAAUUUGCAGCAUAAUUUCGUCGGUGGUGACAACUCGAUUUCCUGAGGCGAAGUACACAGCCGUGGGAGCCUUCAUAUUCCUCCGAUUUUUCUGUCCUGCAAUUGUGGCACCAGAUGUGGAGGGCCUGGUAUCUACAGUGCCUUCGAAAGAGAUGAGACGGGGUCUUCUUUUGAUAGCCAAGAUCAUCCAGAAUCUAGCCAACAACGUCCUCUUCGGAGCAAAGGAACCGUACAUGUUCCCCCUCAAUGAGUUUUUGUCACAAAACAUCUAUGACGUGACGACCUUUUUAAGGACAAUAUCGGUGGCUCCCAACACCAUAGAGAAGCCCACGGAGGGCGAGUCGGUCGAUUUUGGUGCCUCUGUGGCUCUACAUCGCUUUUUGUACGACCACUGGGACCAAUUACGGCAACGACUUGCAUCACAGGAGCGCCGAGAUCACGUCCGGUCCCCUGGAGAGGGUCCUCGUGCCCGCUCUCCGACCCUCGAAACAGUGAAGAAUCUCAUUACGAACUUGGGGCCACCUCCAUUAGCUGUCACAUGGAACAAGCCGCAGAUUACGCUCAAUAGUCCGCCGGCAUACUCUCGAUUUCAAAACUUCAUGCUGCGCAAUACAUUCAGGAGCACUGAGUCCUAUGUUACAGCACGCGCCAUUUACGAUGGCGGCGAGAGCAAGGUAUUGAACUCGUACACUGGCACGAUUGCCAGUCGUCUCUGGCACAAACCGUUUGGGCUUUUCGUCGACGCCACGUGUUACAGCGGACAGAAUGAGCCGCAGGACGAUCUUUUCCAAAAGUUGGAGCUCCUCACGCCCACAGAGCUAUCGCGGCAGCUGUCUAGGGUAUACAUUUACAAUAUGAACAGCGCUUUCCGCAAAUGUUUCCGGCGAACUCUCCGCACAGCAGCGAAGUUGGAUGGCGGUGUCUUCCACCCAGAUAACGUCGACUAUCACCUCAUUAGCAGCAUGCAAGAUUUGCAGGCUCACUUCCAUCUUAGUCAGCUUCAUCUUCCCAAGGAGACUAUCAGUGUCGUGGCCGAUACGAGAUAUGUCUUCCAGCAAGUCACGCGGCUGUCUCGAUCGAGAGGAGAGAUAGACGUCAUUAUCAAAAUCGGCAGCCAGUUUGUUCAGAUCACCACAACUGAAAAGCAAGAGAUUCACCAAGGCUUCGGCCUUGAAGCCAUCUUCAACGACAUCUUCCGACUGUCAGACAUUGAACAGGCACCAUUGUCUGUCCAGGCGGACGACGACUCCGCUUUUGGGUUAAGAGCCGAAAACGGGAAGAUUGUCAUGUACUUUGCGAGCCCCAAGAAGUCCGAUAUCCUGCAGGAGAUAAGAGGAGCCAAGGCAAAGUACGGAAAGGAUUACAGGACCCCCAAGCCCUACAGCAGACUGGUGCGCCCUCAGGAUGUUCCCGGGACGCUUCUCAAUAUAUCCCUUGCAAACCUGGCCAGUUCCGACCAUGCCUUGCGGAUGUCGUCGUACAACUUGCUCAGUGCUCUCUGCCGGUCGUUCAAGUUUGCGUCUGCCUCCAAGCUGCUGUGUAGCAAAGACAUUUGUGUGCCGCUGGAUCCGUCUCAGUUUGUUAUCAAUAUCAGUAGGAAACUGGCACAAACAGAAGCGCACCUCACGACGGAUUUUUUGAUGGCAUUCUUCCUCAACUGGGACAGCCUUCCGGACGAACAGAAGCCAUUGAGCCUCGCCUAUAUGGCUCCUUGGCUGCCCGGACUGCGCACCACCGUACUGACGGCAGAGACAGAAGGCGAGAAGGUGAGGGAAAACAUUGCAAUGUUCUGCAGAAAGCUGGUGGACGUUGCAGUGUCGGAUCCGUUUUUGAAGUUCACAAUCGAGCAAAACGUGUGGCCGGCAAUUUACCAGGACGAAACUCUGCUAGACAUGUUUCUAGAAGAGGUUGUCAAGAUGGGAAUAUCGGCUGGGAUCAACGACGAGCAGACGGAAAGCCUUGCCUCGGUACUCGCGGGCAUCGGCACAGUGACGCUGCGUGGGAAGAUCAUAUCGCGCCUGAGGAAGGCUCUCAACCGAUCGUCGGUGCGUCCGACGAAGCACCUUCCGGACAAUGCCGUCUGGACGGAGAUCUGCGUGCUUUUGCAGUUCUGUGUCUCCCUGUCCUUUGACAACGGCAUCCAGUCGCAGCUCUACCUUCCCGAGAUAUUCCACAUUGUCACCAUGCUAGCCAACACUGGAAUGUCGGGAGCACGCUUUUUGGUGCACCGUCUGCUGACGAAUACGAUCCAUGCCAUGUGCACCUCGUUCUCUCUCGACGAGGUGCGACUCGGAAAGCUGAGAGGGACGUUGGAAUCUCUGUCAGAAGAACGGGGCGACCUGUUCUCAAAUCACACGUCGUUCGGCCGAGACGGAGCUUCGAUCUCGACAAAUCAAGACGCUGGAGCGACGCUGGUGGCCACUGAGAGUCUUGCGGCGAUCCUGUUUGAGCUGUGCUCGGUAGCGGCCCCGACGAUGGACACGGCCAAUGCGUGGCGUGCUCGGUGGAUGAGCCUGGUGGCCAGCACGGCCUUCCAGAACAACCCAGCAAUUCAGCCGCGGGCAUUUACGGUCAUGGGCUGUCUCGCCCGCGAGGAGGUGGAUGACGAUCUUCUGUACCAGGUGCUCGUGGCGCUUCAGACCAGCAUUGGGCGGUUCGGCGAUGACAACAACAAGGACAUGACGGUGGCAAUCGUGGCGGCACUGUCGAAGAUGAUGGCCAAGCUCUCGUCGGCGUCUCGGUAUGGCCUCCAGCUGUUCUGGUUGGCCAUGUCUCUGCUGAGACUGGUGCCGUCGGGACUCUUCAACUACACCGCUCUAUUCUUAGAAUCCGUGCUGGCCAACAUCAGCGUCUCGGGGGAGAUACGCGGGGACCACAUGGUGCCGCUCCUUCUUCAAGGCCGCUCUCAGCUUGAAGACGCGGCUCUGCCUCUUGACGAGACGUACGGGAUCCACUUUAACAGCGACAACUUCCAUUUCGCAGUCUGUGCUUGCCUUGUGCGCGGCCUAACAGACGCGACCACUCGACCGGCGGCUCUGCGGCUGCUGUCUACGUUCCUGGAGCUCAGCAGCUGGGCCCAGGCUGGGCGGGAACCCAAGGCAGCGGACCUGGCGGGCUCGCCGUACAUGGCACUAAUUCUGGCGCGUGCGGGAAGCGCGGAGGAACUGCGCGACAGCCUUUGGCACCUGGACGAUGGCCAAGCCGGGCUGCCGAGCCUGGCUCAGGCCCACUCGCUUCAAGACGUGGGACGAAUUGCGGAGAAGGAUCUGCUGCUAAACACGGCGAUGGAGCUAGUCGAUUUCCAGUACCUCGAAGAUCCGAUCCAAAACCGGACUCUGUCAUGGUUGAACGAACUGGCGCGGGAGAAGCCCAACGUGAUCAUGCACCUAUGUGCGCCCAUCGCCUCGAUACUGGACGAGGUCUUGCUGCACUGUCAGAACUCGUCGACGCUCGAGUCGGCACACGAACUGUUGCAGACGCUCAGCUCGAACCCGCGGUUGUCAAACAUGCUGGAUUCGACAGACAUGUUAAAGGCAACACUGGACGACCUGGGUUUCGGAGGUCUGUGGCGGUCGUGCUCUUUCAGCAACCCCCACGAGCAGGACGAGCGUUGCUUCAGCCUGACAGAGAAGCUCAUAGCGCUCACUAUUGCAUACUCGUAG
Molecule: messenger RNA, 9051 nt
Organism: Grosmannia clavigera kw1407
Lineage: Eukaryota; Fungi; Ascomycota; Sordariomycetes; Ophiostomatales; Ophiostomataceae
Product: RasGAP
Exons: 16
Coding region: 1-9051 (3016 amino acids)
Biological process (GO): nuclear-transcribed mRNA catabolic process; regulation of GTPase activity
Cellular component (GO): nucleus
Molecular function (GO): RNA binding; 5'-3' RNA exonuclease activity
Source: RefSeq, a predicted model, not a curated record